Messenger RNA from Bactrocera dorsalis (oriental fruit fly), 808 nucleotides. It is a transcript of the gene mRpL17, whose product is annotated as 39S ribosomal protein L17, mitochondrial. NCBI's taxonomy places the organism in Eukaryota, Metazoa, Arthropoda, Insecta, Diptera, Tephritidae. Gene Ontology annotation, biological process: translation. Bases 132 to 743 code for a protein of 203 amino acids. The record is from RefSeq and is a predicted model, not a curated record. The transcript is spliced from 2 exons. Gene Ontology annotation, cellular component: ribosome; mitochondrial large ribosomal subunit. Gene Ontology annotation, molecular function: structural constituent of ribosome.
AUUGUGAUUUGACAAUCCACUCGUGCAGCGCCGCAUCGCAAUAUUUACGUAAAAAUCUAACACCAAUUGCGGCAUUUAAUAUUACCGCACAAUUCAUUUUAAACAAUUUAUGAAAUAAGUGAAACAUUAAAAUGAAUCAAGCCGACGUUAGUAAGCUGAUGUCGCAAUUGCGUAUCGCUGUUAAACCACAUCGUAACCUACGUAAUCCAGAUGGUCCUGAGGGUCGUUUAUUGAAACUACGCAAAACUGUGACGGCGCUAGUGAAGCAUGAGCGCAUAGAGUUAUACUACAACAGAGCUGAUGAAGCGCGCGGCUAUGCAGAAUUGUUAAUUUCCAAUGCGAUACGUUAUGGCGAUCGUCAUAAAGCUACAAUGGAGUUGGCGGAUUAUUGGUUGCUCGAAAAACAAUUGGUGCAUAAACUUUUCAAAGUGCUAGUGCCACGUUUGGAAAACUGUAAUUUUUCAUAUACCCGCAUGUACAAAGCACCGCGUGAUUACCCUGGCAUGUAUUAUAGAAAAUCGGUGCUGGAGUUGCGUGGCAAUCCAUAUCCAUCGUUAUUGCCUGAUUAUACAAACAAUCGUAAUUUAAUACAUAAUGUUUUAUUGGAUGAAGCACGAAAAGAUUAUAGACGUGAAAAGCUAGCAGAGCUAGCCGAUAAAAUAGCUUCAGAAUCGGCGGUGAAUGCUGAGAAAGUAGGGAGUGAAGGUGAUGCCAAAGAAGCAGAAAAUGUAGAGAAAGCAUAAAAAUUGUGCUUUUUACCUAAUAUAAUUGUUAAAUUAAUACAAGUAAUUUAAUAUUAAACAAAGCA